Messenger RNA from Prorocentrum cordatum, 6072 nucleotides. Lineage: Eukaryota; Dinophyceae; Prorocentrales; Prorocentraceae. The record is from the annotation of a GenBank genome assembly.
AUGGCCAAGGGCGGCGGGGCCGCCCUCGUCCAGGUCCAGUCCGCUGGCUCCGUGGUCCAGGCGCUGCAGGCCCUGGUGAAGGCGUCCGCCUUCAGCGCCGAGGACGCGGCCGCCCUCACGUCGUUCGUGCAGAGUUCCCAGGACGCCGCCGACGGCGACUCUGCACCGGGCGCCCCCGAGGCCGCCGCCUACGGCAGCAAGAGCGGCGGCAUCGUGGAGGUGCUCGAGGACCUGGCCGACAAGGCGAGCACGCAGCUGGCGGCCGCCCGCAAGAAGGAGGAGGCUGCGAUGCACAACUACGCCAUGCUGAAGCAGAGUCUCGAAGAUGAGAUCAAGUUCUCGACCAAGGACCUGGAGAGUGCCAAGAAGUCCUCCGCCGCCAGCGCCGAGGCCAAGUCCGAGGCCCAGGGGCAGCUUGCCGCGGCGAGCCAGGACCUGGCCGGGGACAAGGCGUCCCUGGCCGACGUCACGAAGGACUGCGCCUCGCACGCGGACGACUACGCCGCGGAGGUGAAGAGCCGCGCGGAGGAGCUGAAGGCCGUGCAGGCAGCGGCGAAGGUGCUCGCCGAGACCACCGGCGGGGCCGCCGGGGUCGCCUACGGCCUUGGCCAGGUCUCCGGCUCCUUCCUCCAGCUGCACCGCUCUGGGGGUACUAUCUCCUCCGGCGCCGACCUGGCCAACGUGGAGGCGGUGCACUUCGUACGGGAGCUCGGGCGCAAGCUCCACUCGCCGGCCCUGGCGCAGUUGGCCAAGCGCAUGACGUCGGCCAUGCGCUUCAGCGCGGCGAACGGCGAAGACCCGUUUGCCAAGGUGAAGGGGUGCUCAGCGGGGGGCCCGCGGAUCGACAAGCUGGAGUCCGAGGCCGGGCAGGAUGCCCAGCACAAGGAGUAUUGCGACAAGGAGAUGGCCGACACAGACGCCAAGAAGGACGAGAAGAGCACUGUGGUCGAGAAGCUUACCACAAAGAUCAAUCAGAUGUCUGCCGAGUCAGCGGCGCUCAAGGACAGCACGGCGGCCCUCCAGAAGGAGCUCGCCGACCUCGCCGCCUCGCAGGCCGCGAUGGACAAGAUGCGGAAGGCAGAGAAUGAGUUGUUCCUCACAACGAAGAAGGAGCUCACGGAGGGCAUCUCGGGCGUGGAGGUUGCGCUUAAGACGUUGCGCGAGUACUACGGCAAGGAGGUCAAGGACCACGAGGCCAACACUGGCGCGGGCUCCAGCGUUAUCGGGCUGCUCGAGGUCUGCCUGUCCGACUUCACCAAGAGCCUCUCGGAGGCCACCGUGGCGGAGGACAGCGCGGCGUCCGAGUACGAGGCGACGACCAUGGAGAACAAGCUCGCGAAGACCGCGAAGGACCAGGACGUGAAGUACCAGACAAAGGAGGCCGCAAGCCUGGACAAGGCUGUCGUGGAGGUCACGGCGGACAGGGCCACGGUCCAGGACGAGCUCGACGCGGCCCUGGAGUACCUCGAGAAGCUCAAGGACAUGUGCGUCGCGAAGCCCGAGACCUACGCCGAGCGCGCGGACCGCCGCGCCGCGGAGAUUCUCGGCCUGAAGCAGGCGCUGUCCAUCCUCGGCGGCGAGGCCGCGCUGAUCCAGAGCAGGCCGUUCGAGGCGUGCGACGGCGACGAGGCGUGCGACGGCGACGAGGCAUUCCGAGGCUCGCCCCGCCACAACGACUCAGGGCCAGCUUUGCUCAAGGCAGAUUGUUUGUCGCUGUGCGUGUCCAGAUAUAUUUUGCUGCCGCGCACGCCUUCCGCUCGGACGCUCCUCGGAGGUCGCAGGCGCAGCAUGGGCCCUCGGAGAAGCGUGGUCGACAACAUGGAGAUAUGUGGCGAGAUCGCCGAGUACCUGGACAUGGUCACGCUUACCAGGUUUGGCCUCUGCGCGCGCGGCGUCCACUGGCUGGCCACCCGGGCCUGCGACGCCCGGGCGCGCUCCGCCUUCGAGGGCGUGCGCCCCCUGGACGGCUGGGGCCGGGGCCCCUACUGGAAGCGGCUGGGCGACGCCCUGCGGUUCCUCGAGUUCGAGAUGGCGGUCGCCAAGGCGCCGAACGGCACGCCCUGUGUGGGCCUGGUGGAUGCCCGCGCCCAGGUGCCCCACGGGUGCCUCGAGGCCGGGCACGUGCCCCGAGACAUGAGCCGCGGGGGCGCGCGGGAGGGCGAGCUGGCGGUGUCCUUCAGCCCAGAGACGGGCAGGGUGUUCGCCAGCAGCCUCAUGCAGACCAGGCCAGAGCCUCGCCCAUUUUGCUGCUGCGCGGCGACCCUGAACUGGGCCAGGUUUGGCGACUCGUCCGCGGCGUGGAACAAGCCAGUCAAGGCAGGCCUGUUGAUCAAGGACAGGCAGUUGAUUUUCUACCGGGGGAACAUUGAAGGGCUAUGGCGGUCCAGCGGCGUGAUUCUGGAUGGUUUGCCAGAUGAGGAUUCAGAAUGGGUGCAGCUGAGCGUGAUGUCAGGCGUCCAUCUGAGCCAUGAUUUUCGCGAUGCUGCUGCGGCAGAGGCGCAGCUGGUGUCCGAGCGAUGCUGCCAGAGGUCCGAUGCCCUGGCUCAGCGCAAGGUCCACGGCAUGGACGCGGGCGCGCAGCCCGGCGGCAAGCGGGCCUCGCCGGAGGGGCCGCUCGCAGAGCUGAAGGAGGAGCGCGGGCGGGCGCCAGUGACCGCCUCGCGGCGCGAGCGGGCCUUGAAUUUCAGCACGGAGGUCAACGUCGCCACGGAGACCAUCGACCCGGUCGGCUGCAGGGACCUCCUGCCUGGCAUGCGCUUCCUGGAGGUGGCGGCGGAAGACAAGCAGGCGAUCAAGGAGAUGGCCAAGGGCAAGUCGCUCCACGCCUGCUUGGACCGCGCUCUGGGGCGGCCCCACACGUCUGGGAAGCAGGCGGCGCACCGAGCCUGGCGGGCUGGGCUCAUGGACAAGUCUGCCUGCAACAAGCUAUUCCUGUCGCCCCUGCCGGUUGGCUGGCCCCUGGAGCGUGGGUGGUUGCAGGCGCGGCCCCUCCAGUUCCGCAAGAUGCUGUCUUUCGUGCCCACCGCUCGCGUGGCGUUGAUCUGCAUGAUGUUCCAGAUGUUGGCGUGCCUGAUGAUUUCACUCCUGCCCACCUCUCGCGUGGUGCUGCUCUACAUAAGGGUCCAGAUGCAGACGUGCAUGCCCACCUCCCGCGUGGAGCACGGGGAUGUGACAGAAGUGCUCGGCCUGGACCUCGACGACCUCUGCGUCCGCGUGGCCCUGCUCGAGGGUGCGGCGAGGAAGCAGGCCGAGGAGUGCGCGACGGACUGCCUGCAGCUCCAGAUCCAGGCGCUGUCCACGCGGCUGGAGGCGGUGGAGGCGUUCACGAAGACGCAGACUCUGGCGGCGGAGGUCAUAGCGCGAAGGACGGUGGAGGCGGUCACUCCCGUUGUUGAGCGCCUGCUUCGCGUUGAGAAGGCCUUCGCCAACGCUGAGGCCAAAGCGAAGAAGGAAGCAGAGGAGAAGACCACGACGGGCGCAGGCGCCAAGACGGCCUAUGAGCUGCUCGUGCAGGCCGAGGCCGUUGCGAAGGAGGAUGCAGCAAAUCCGAAGACCGAAGCUAAAGCGAAGAAAAAGAAGAUUGUCCGUCGUACGGGUGCUGACCGACGAUGGAAUGCUUCACUGAAAGACGCGAACGCCGCUGCCAAGGCCUAUCUGUCCACCGCCAAGGCGAAGCAGGGCGAGAAGCUCCACGACGUUGCCGCCAGAGCCCAGUGCCCUUUUGUGGGCGGCGCGGGCACUGAAAAGGGCACCAGCAUGAGCGGCGCCCCCAUGGAGUCCAAGGGCCUGGACAAGGUCCCGGGGGACAUGGACUCGGGCGUGGCCGAGCCGUUCCUCGGGCGCGUGAUCAGCGCCAAGCAGGCCCGCGCCGCGAUGCUCUCCCUCGCUGGCUCCGAGAAGCAGCGCCUGCACAUCGCGACCAUGGAGCUCCCCGACGAGCUGGGCCUGCUGACGCUCCAGGAGAAGGCCAAGGCCAUCUCCCUCCCCGUGCGGAAGGAGGGCUGUGAGCUGCCGCCCGCCCGCGCUUGCCCCUUCCCCGCGUUCCUCUGCCGCUCCGCUGGUGCCAUGACUGGCCCGAGCCGCCCCCGCGCGAUGCCGCAGCGGCCCAGCGCCGCCCCGCCCGCGGGCGCGCUCAAGCGCGGGCGCGGCGGCCCCGGCCGCGGCGGCGGCGCGGCCGACGCCCGAGCGGCCGGGCGUGCCGCCCGCGGCGGGCCUGGGCCGGACACCGUCGCGCUGGCGCGGUGGCCGGAGGGCCUCGAGGCGGGCACGUGGCGGCGGAUCUUCCGGCCCUACCACGCGCGCUUCACGGAGGAGGUCGUGGUGGAGUUCGGCAGCCCUGCCGCGGAGGGGCGCCCUCGUCAUCUCCCAGACCCUGAAGGUGGACGGAUGGAGCAGCGACGAGCCGAUGACCACUGGCGGCACAGUCUGGGACUCCGCCGUCUUCCUCACAGCCACCUGCUGCGCUCGCCAGGCCUCGUGCGCGGCCUCGAGGUGCUGGAGCUCGGUGCCGGCACCGGCCUCGUGGGCCUGGCGGCGCGCCGCCUCGGGGCCGCGCGCGUCACGCUGACGGACCUGCCGCCCAUGCUGCCGCUGCUGCGGCGGAACGCGUCCAGGAAUUUCCCGGGCCACGAGUCCGAGUCUGGCGUGGAGGUCCGCGCCCUCAAUUUCAAGGACGUGAUGGAGGUGGACUGGCUCCGUUCGGGGCAUGCCCUCGACAUGGUGCUCAUCUCCGACGUGCUCUACCACGAGCACGUCCUGCAGCCCUUGGUCGCCGCCCUGGACGGGCUCGCACGGCGCCGGCGCGCGCCCGGGCGGCUGCGGGCUCUCUGGGCGCAGGAGCUCCACCAGCCGGCCUUGUACGAGGAGUUCGUGCAGACGUUGCAGGGUGCCGCAGGCUGGUCGGUGUCGAGGAUCGGCGCCAUUGAAGACCACACCGGUCCCGACCUCUGGCUGUGUGAGCUGCUGGGUCCCGACCUCCCCGCCUUCGAGCCCGAAGAGCCGCGGGGUCCCGACGGCGACGCGGAGGAGGCCGCCGAGGGCUCUGCUGUGGCAGAGGUCGACGGCGACAAGAACUACGAGCGCGGCACCCAGACGGACAUCACCGGCGACGUCUCCACGGGCAGCACCUCGAGGUUCGCGAAGCCGGCCACCGACGCGCCGACCACGGUGCUGAGCAACAAGCUGAAGGCCCUGCGCCAGAAGACGAAACCGGCGCUGCAGGAUCCCACCUCCGACGUCGCCGCGCAGGACGCGGCCCGCAAAAAGGAGCAGGCGAGCGGGCCCCGGGAGAUCUCCGCCGAGGAGAAGGAGCGGUUCAUGAAGACCCAAGACUUCCGUACCUUCUUCGAGCGCACCACGCUGCUGGUAGAGCGGACUCUGGGCCAGGAGCAGUGGGACACGACGGUAGACUUCAAGGACGAGGGCGGCGAGGCCCUCGGCGGCGGCGAUAGCGGGGCAGCUCGGCGAGCCCUCAACGGCGCGCUGUCCGAGGCAGAUCAGAAGCCAGUCCAGUACCUCUCGGAGCUAGGCUGGGCGCCCGUGGGUUUGGGCUUCAUGCUGCAGACGGAGAAGUCGACAGAUUUAGCCGCGCCCUUCAGGGCGCUCUACGCGAUCAGGGGCGACGAUGUGUUCUUCCCUGCCCGGCGCGCCCUCGAUUGCCCCAUUCUCAAGUGGCUGCUGGAGUUCAAGCGCAACUCAGUGGGCGACCAGGACGACGUCGAGGAGAAACCUCGGGCUCAGCGGAAGCGCGUCAAGAAAGAUAUCAAGGAUGCGCUCGAGUUGCUUGACGCGGACGGCUCCGGCGAGAUCGACUCCAAGGAGCUGAAGGUGGCUAUGCGCGCAUUCGGCUUCGAGCUUAAGAAGGAGGACGAGAUCUUGAAAGGGUUCAGGCAUUUCGACGACGACGAGACGGGAACAAUAUCGUUCAAGAACUUGAAGCGCAUGGCGAAGGAGUUGGGGGAGAGGAUGACGGACGAUGAGUUGCAGGAGUUGGUCGACGAGACGGACCGCGAUGGUGACGGGGAGGCGAACGAAGAGUUCCUUCGCAUCAUGAAGAAGAGCCGUUUGUCCUGA